AUGUAUGCUGGUGUUCCUUUGAUUUGUAUUCCAUUUACUGGAGAUCAAUUGUAUAAUGCUUCAAUUGUUGAAGCAAAAGGAGUUGGCAUUUAUUUGAGACAUUAUGAUAAUCAUUUUAUUCAAAAUCUCUGGAAUGCUCUUGUUCAAAUAUUACAUGAUGAGGAUGGAGAUUUUAAUUUUAACAGUAAAUAUAGUUUGAAAGCCGAAGAGAUGAGGAAUGAAAUUCUUCAAAAUUAUGAACAUGAAAAAAUGAAAGACAAAUUUUUGGAUAAAUUUUAAAGAGUAUAUUUUAGUGAGAGAUUUUGUCAAAUAAAAAAAGAAAAUUGGAAGGGUUUUUUGGGGGUAUUUUGG
Molecule: messenger RNA, 351 nt
Organism: Meloidogyne enterolobii
Lineage: Eukaryota; Metazoa; Nematoda; Chromadorea; Rhabditida; Meloidogynidae
Source: the annotation of a GenBank genome assembly